Molecule: messenger RNA, 3846 nt
Organism: Owenia fusiformis
Lineage: Eukaryota; Metazoa; Annelida; Polychaeta; Sabellida; Oweniidae
Source: the annotation of a GenBank genome assembly
ACUGGAUCGAUGAUAUGGAGUUCAACAUAUCUCAAGAAUUAUGUAUACAACAUUUAAAGUUGAAAAAGACAAAAACAGCAACAUAUAUGACUAAAGAUGAGCAUCAAAACAAAAUCUAAUGCAAACAAACAACAAUGUGGGGACAUAAGGGCUAUGUAGAGAUUAAACAGCCAGCAAAGCUAAGAGGAAAGGCGUUGGGCAGGGUAUGGAAACGCAAAUGGAUUAUCAUACAUCGAAUGAACGAUAUUUCAACCAAGAAAUCAGUCGCAAAAUUGGAAAUUUUCAACACAGCCGAAGAUGAACCUAAACCAAAGUACGAAAAGACAGUCUUGUAUCUAGAGAACGUUUCCGUCAUUCGGAAAACGAAAUCGCGCACACACCCAUACGCAUUCGAAGUGUGCGAUGCGGUUGGGUGCCUGCUCUAUCUCGCCGGGGAGAGUGAGACAGAUUCCCAGACCUGGAUAUCCAAGUUGAGGCAAAUAUUUUGGCCGAGUAAAGAUUCGUCAACUCUAAAACUUGGAACAGAUACCUGCUUUCCUGUUGCCCUCGUAGACAACGCUCAUUCCGAGAGGCUAGGGUUUAAUGGAAACUUCAUCUUGGGGAUCUUCCCCACGUCUCUCAAGCUCUUCAAGCCGGACGACGGGAGCCUGAUCUUUCAAUUGCAGAUGGGAGCUCUCAGAAGAUUCAUGAUCGAGGACAAAUGCCUGCCCGUCGACCAAAUGUCGAUACUGAAAAUACAAGAAGGACCAGACGAAAAAUGUGAAUAUCAAUUUUACACAACUGAAGCCCCUAAAAUACUGAAGACAAUCUACGACAAUAUUCAACAAUGUAUGAAUAGCUUGGACACUAAACCUACCAUCGAACAUGCCAAUAUAAAUAGAGGUGCAAUAAAUCAGAUGUCGCCAACAUCCCAUUCUGUGAUCAAACCUGACAAUAAACGAAAUGCUGAACCUGCCAUUGCACUAUCGUCAAGUGACGAUACUACAGCGUUACAAGGGGAAAAUUAUAAUGUAAACCAAGACUUGAUGAAGUCUGUGCGUUGUGAAUCUAGCCUUUCUAAUGCAUCGUCUGCUUCGUAUGAUAGCAGACGGUCUUCAGUUGGAUCGUUGAAUUCUUCAAUGUCGUCAAAGUGUCAAUCACACGAAAGCCCUCUUCCAAACAUCCCUGUUUCGGUUGACGAGACUCGUCAAACAAGUUUUGAGUUUAAACGUGAUUCAAAAUCAUUGCCGCGUCAGUUACCCAAACUUCCUUUGGAUGGUCAGAUGGAGUACAAUGAGUUAACUUUUGGUAGUCUUAAGCAUAGUUUUAGGAAGAGACGAGGACUGAGUGAUGUCAGUCAUAUGGAUUAUGGUCAUGUCAAAUCAGGCCAACAAAGUAAAUUUAGAAACUCUAAUUCUGACAUAAACCUCAAGGCAAUGGACCAAUCAAUGACAAUGUGUUACCCUGACUCAGUAUUGCUUUCUCCAUUACCCAAAUCCCCCGCCCUUCCCUGUAAAGAUCGUGGAUUUUCUGUAUCUUCCGGAACGUCACAAGUUUCCCAGGCAUCUACGUGUAGCAGUGGGCAUGAUUCUGGUUUUAUCACGACUCCAGAUGUCAAAUGGACGAACUUGUUUGAUGAUUCUUUCACUGCGUCUGAUGACACCGGUGACCACCACUUCUUUCCCGACAGUAAACCAGUCGUCGUUGAUACACUGGAAGAAGUUGGGACUAUUAAACCAAUUGAUUCAGAUGAAGAACUAUACGAAGAACUUGAUCAAUACACGACUGAAUCUUAUUGUGAGCAUAAUAGAAAAACUGAAACAUUGCCGAACCCUCGCAAAACAGAUACCAUAGUUGGAAGAAGGCGAGCAUCGUCUUGCGAAGACUUGGCAACUGCAAAGGAGGUAAUUUAUGAAGACUUAGACGGAUUUAGAAAAGAUGUAACUAAGUUGCUGGGCGUCGAGGGACUCAAGUCGAGCGAUGGUGGCACUAGGAGUACAAUAUUAAAAUCUAGUAUUGUGAAUAAACGGUCGAAAGGCGACUAUGAAGAAGUGACCAUGAGAAGUCACAGAAAGGAUGUUACCAAGCUACUUGGUAUGUCAGAGCUUACAGUUGCACCUACCCCACCUGCUCUUCCCAAGCGUCCCAACUCAUUAAAUGUCCCUAAAACGCCUACAGGAUUGAAGGCGAUAUUUGGCGGUAGCGCGUCACCGAGAAUGAAGGAAAAAACUCAAAGUGCCGCCACAACACCUAAGUCUGCUCCUAUCAUACAAAAGCUUAACACGUGGCCUAUACAUAGCCAAGGACACAAUGCAGAUCAUGAUGAAACUGAGGAUAUCAUCAUUGAAGCUCAAGAAGAAAACAAACUUGUCCAAGGAAGUGACACUAACGCCUCAUUUGUUGACAAUGCUUUAUAUGAUCGAAGACGAUCAUCCAGUCUGUCGCCUUCAUUCAGUCCUCUAUCGCUCAAAAUAAAAGAUGUCACUGUAGACGUUAAGCUGGAUGAGACAAAAGACGAUAAUGAUAUUUCGAUUCCAGAUGAAUCGGUGAAUCUGUUGCAACUUGAUGAUAAUGACGACAUUACACCAUUUGACCCAAUCAGUAUUAUGGACCCUAUGCCCUCCAGACAAGUUGUUGAUUUGUUGACUGGUGAUUCCGUACCUCAAAUCACUGAUACACUCGUACCUCUUUUGCCAAUUAAAGCCAUCGACCAGUUCCUUGUUCCUGAUAUCAUAACGACGCCAAACGUUUUGCCAAAUCAUGAUCCAGUAAACGUGAUUGAUAUUGCAAGUGCCUCCAUUGAGGAGUUUGGAAAUGACACGAAGCUGAAGAAUGAAAAAGUUCAUCAAAUACAGGCCACAAGUGGACAUCCACAAUUCAGUUGCCCCCUACUUCCUCUUUCACAACCCCCCAUCCAAAAACCUGAUUCUACCAACGCAUGCCAAAUGGAACCCGGAAAAAUUGAAAGUGGAAUAUCAUUCGGUCAUUCUGUGCCACGUAUGGAUAAAACGAGUAACAUUACAAUUUCCACAGGAGCUUCCAGUGCAAUAUCCUUAUCAGGUCUGUCAAUAAGUGAAUCCAAUACAAACAUUUCUGUAGUUGAUGCCCAAAACGACAGCAAUAUACAGUCAGAAAAUAUAUCAUCUUAUACAUCACACGAGGUACUUCCAAACCAAAAUGCAGCAUUUUCGCAUAAUACUGGAUCGACUUCACGGUCAACUAUUCCCUUGUGGAAUCAAUUUAAUACACAAACGCCCUCCCAAACGAACGAACACGACCUGGGUCCUGACAAUUGGACCACAUUCGACUCAAAAAAGGACGUUAAAUCGGAAUGGGUUCAUUUCAACAACAAUACUGUUGGAAAUAUUUCAGAUAGCAAUGCCCAUAAUGCAACAGCAUCGUCUGCACCAUUAUCUGUAUUUGAUUGGUCGAUAAGUGCAAUACAACCAACUCUUAUGUCACAUGAUGACACGACUCCUCAUCUUACAGGCGCUAUUGACGAUGUACCGACAUAUGAAAAUGCGACAAUUGAAGCAGUUGAGAGCAAUUAUAUGUCAAUGGAUGGUAACAGUGACAAGUUGAACCAACUCGACUACGAGUCCAUGGAUGAUUUUUUUAAAUGUAGUCAAUUUUGAUCUGAAUAUCAUCAUGACAAAGUCAUUAUAUCAAUAUAUAUACAGGGUGAUACAAAAAUGCAACCGUAAUUUUUGAAUAUUUUUUCGAUAAUGGGGGAAACUUUUUGAAUCAUAGUGAAGAUACUUAAAGCCCCCAUAUAAACUUUAAACCACUUUGACUUAUAUUGAAGUCUUACCAAAUGUUAUCAAAAUGUGAUUUGUGAAAUCUGUAUCAAAAAGUUGUUCUUGAAGG